ACAUGCAUGAAAUUUUCCCAGCUAUCCUUUGUUUCCGUAUAUAUAUAUAUCUAACGAGAAACCCGUUUCUCAAAGCAUCCUAAUCAACAACAGAUAUUCACUGUCUCCCCCACUUGCCACUCCAUUUCUUGAAACUCUUUGGGUUCAAAAUCUACAAAACAUGAAGAAUCCAAGCAAACCUGCCUUUAUAUCAAGCCUUCUAAUCUUUUUAUUUCUUUUCUCAUCAUGUUUACCAUCAACCAUAGCUCAAGAAGUUGAGGAUGAGAGGGAGUUUGAUUAUAUAGAAGGAAGCAAGAAGGGGCCAAGUCACUGGGGAGAAAUCCGAGAAGAAUGGGCACAUUGUAAGAAUGGAAGCAUGCAAUCUCCCAUAGAUUUGUCAAGUUGGAGAGUGAAACUAAUGCCAAAGUUAGGAGAGCUAAAGAGGAGCUACAAGCCUUUCAAUGCCACUCUCAAGAAUAGGGGCCAUGACAUUGCAGUCGAGUGGGUAGGUGAUGGUGCGGGAUCAAUACAGAUCAACGGCACUGAUUACUUUCUCAAGCAAGGCCAUUGGCACUCACCUUCUGAGCAUUCCAUCAAUGGCAGAAGGUAUGACUUGGAGCUUCACAUGGUUCAUGAAACUCAGGACCCGAGUAUAAAAAAGAUUGCUGUUGUUGGACUCUUCUACAAGAUUGGCCAACCGGAUGCUUUCAUCUCAAAGUUGACGAAAAGCUUAGUUUCCAUUACUGAUAAAAUGGAAGAAAGAAAUAUAGGGGUGACUGAUCCUGCAGAAAUCAAGAUGGUUGGAAAGAAGUACUAUAGAUAUAUGGGCUCGCUCACUACUCCUCCAUGUACCGAAGGCGUUAUUUGGACAAUCGAUAAAAUGAUAACGACGGUCUCAAGAGAGCAAGUGAAGUUACUUAGAGAGGCGGUCCAUGAUUAUGCUGAGAUGAAUGCAAGACCAAUUCAACCACUCAAUAAUCGUGAGAUCCAACUCUAUGACCCACACCCAAAGAGCUUCUGACGGAGUCAGCUUACUUACGUGAUGCCAUAGUAAUAAUAUUUUUAGUCGGUUAUGUUAUAUGUGUUAAGUUUGUUCUCAAUAAAUGGGCUUAGCCCAACAGCACCUAUGUUUAGGGUUUUAUCAUUGGCUAUUUAAACUUCUCUUGUAAUCGAAUAAGGGCAGAUUAUUGAAUGAAGAAUUAUGUUAUUUCAA
Messenger RNA from Alnus glutinosa, 1192 nucleotides. Its product is annotated as alpha carbonic anhydrase 7-like. Bases 161 to 1000 code for a protein of 279 amino acids. The record is from RefSeq and is a predicted model, not a curated record. NCBI's taxonomy places the organism in Eukaryota, Viridiplantae, Streptophyta, Magnoliopsida, Fagales, Betulaceae. The transcript has 7 exons. Gene Ontology annotation, molecular function: carbonate dehydratase activity; zinc ion binding.